Silurus meridionalis is the source of this 2617-nucleotide messenger RNA. It is a transcript of the gene slc30a4, whose product is annotated as solute carrier family 30 member 4. Lineage: Eukaryota; Metazoa; Chordata; Actinopteri; Siluriformes; Siluridae. Gene Ontology annotation, molecular function: zinc ion transmembrane transporter activity. Gene Ontology annotation, cellular component: plasma membrane. Gene Ontology annotation, biological process: response to zinc ion; zinc ion transmembrane transport. The record is from RefSeq and is a predicted model, not a curated record.
UGUGUGUAUGUGGGCGGGGCGGCAACUCGUGAUUUCUUGUUACGCAUGCAAGCAACCAGCAGCUGAGUGGCGCGCGUGGCUGUGACGUUGAUAUUGGAAGAUGGCGGCGUUUACUUUCAUCUAAUAUUCAUCUCAGGACUCACACUAAAUUUUUGCUGGAUUGUUGCACCAUGAGAAGGAAACUGGAAAUCCCCCGACCAGUUCUCAAUCAAACUUCACCACGAUCUUCACAUCACACAAGCUGAUCAUUGAUCUGUUCCGGUCAAUAUUUUCUACUUCUCUCUCUCUCUCUCUCUCUCUCUCUCUCUCUCUCUCUCUCUCUCUCUGUGUCUCCCUGGUCCCCCCUCCUGUGAGACGAUGUCGGGGGUGGACCUGCUGUCCCGGGUGAGCUCUGUGUUCCGCAGGGACAGGACAGACUGGGACCUCAGCGACUCGGCCACCUUCGAUUUCUCGGAGGAUCUGGCCGAGGAUGAGACUCCCCGGUUCAACAAGCUGAAGGUGGUGGUGUCGGCCGAGAUGGACGAGUACACGGGCUCGUCUCCGAACGGCGCCGCCGUCAGCACCUUCAUCAGGACCGGCGAGGACGACGACGACGACUCGCUGCUCGGCUCCACCUCUGGGCUGGGGGCGGAGCCAUGUGAGAACUGCACCAAGAAGAAGGAGGAGGCGAAGAGGCGUAAGGUGAUGAAGAAGCUGGUGAUGGCAGCAGUGCUCUACUUCCUGUUCAUGAUCGGAGAACUCGCAGGUGGUUACAUGGCGAACAGUUUAGCCAUCAUGACUGACGCUCUGCACAUGCUGACUGACCUGGUCGGGAUCGUGGUCCUACUGGCUCUCUGGCUCUCGGCCAAAGAGCCAACACACACCUUCAACUUUGGACUGCACAGACUUGAGGUGAUGUCUGCAGGGAUCAGUGUGUUGUUGAUCUACAUUCUGACCGGUGUGCUGCUGAAUGAAGCGGUACAGAGAACGCUGCGUCCAGACUUCACCAUAGAUGGAGACGUGAUGCUCAUCACCGCUGCCGUGGGCGUGGCCGUCAACCUCAUAAUGGGCUUUCUCCUGAACCAGUCAGGUCACCUCCACUCCCACUCCCACUCCCACUCUCACUCCGCAGGCCACGCCCAUUCUCAGAGAAGGGGUCAGGGCCGGGGGCGGAGCCAGCACUCUCACGGCAGCUUGGCGGUGCGAGCGGCUUUUAUUCACGCAUUGGGCGACCUGGUGCAGAGUGUCGGGGUUCUCAUCGCUGCAUACAUCGUCAGGUUUAAGCCGGAGUAUAAGCUGGCUGAUCCUGUGUGUACGUACUUAUUCUCUGUGUUGGUGCUGGUCACCACACUGCGCAUCAUCAGAGACACCGGCCUCAUCCUUCUGGAGGGCGUUCCUAAACACCUGAAUGUGAGUAUGAUGAAGGAGGAUCUGUUGAAGCUGGAUGGUGUGGAGUCUGUGGAGGAUCUGAAGCUCUGGGCUUUAACUGCUGAUCGCACUGUGGCUCUCGCACACAUUCAGCUUGCACCAGGCAGUGUGGGAAACUGGGAGGAAGUGCAGUCGAAAGCUCGACACCUGUUGAUGAUGUCACACGGCGUGUCCCACUGCACGGUGCAGCUUCAGAGCCAAACACACCGUUUCACACACUCCUGCUCCAACUGUGUGUUAACCAGUGCCUGAACACACACACAAACACACACACACACACACACACACACGCCCCAACAGGGCAUCUAAUUUCUUUACAGGUUGCUAUGCAACAGCAAAAAGCGCCAAAGCCGGAGCGAGUGUGUUUUCAGUUUAAACAAACUACACUUUUUCAUCUUCUUUUCUUUUUUUACCUUUCUCAGACCACACACACACACACACACACACACACACACACAUACAUUUCAGUAAAUAAAAGCUUUCUUUAACAUUGACACUUAUAUUCAGUUCAUAAAAACACUUUUUCUUCAUGUUUAGUUUGGAAUAAUUUCAGUGCCGAAUCCCGGAUCACGUGAUCCUCACUCUCCUCCUGAUCUUGCGCUAAUGAUGUGUGUGAGAAUUGGAGCUGAUCAUCCACACAUUUAUCCUGAGAGAGAAUUUUUUCCUAUAUUUUGCUUUAACAUUGGUUAUAUUAAACUCAUUAAUUAAUUAUUCCAUCAUCUGAUGAGGAAAUGAAUGAAACUGAUCCAGUUGAUCUUUAUUUGAUUAUUGCACUGUUUCUUUUGUUUGUGUUUUAUUUUAAUGUGUUGGAGUUUAUAGGAACUGAAAUGUUUUACGAGAGGAAGCAGUGUGGCUUUCCAGCGAGCCGUCCUGGGGUCCACCUCCAGAGUCUCAGAUCAUCACCACCUUUUAUUCUUUUAUUACUUUUAUUAUGAUUUUUGUUGGUUUUAUUUUUUCAGAAGGUUAAUAAUGUUGGGAUUGUUGUGUUUCAAUCUAAAACACCGUCUAUGCCUCCAAAUGUUUUUGUUUACAUGUUUAUUUACAUUCAUUAAUUACUUGUAAUUUCUUCUCGUCUGAUGAUUUGCACAUUCCAGGAACUUGAACAGAGAUGAAUCCUGUUGUUUGCAGUAUUUAUGUUGAACUGUGAAACUCUGCACUGUGGGAGUGGAACAGAUUCUUCUCAAAAUAAACCUGUUUUGAAGUCCUGUAA